Penicillium olsonii is the source of this 942-nucleotide messenger RNA. The record is from the annotation of a GenBank genome assembly. NCBI's taxonomy places the organism in Eukaryota, Fungi, Ascomycota, Eurotiomycetes, Eurotiales, Aspergillaceae.
AUGGCGGAUUUCCCACUACCCCAUAACGUGAUAGCCCACCUGCCACCAAGUGGCUUGAUCGGAAUCGCCUGGGGAGGAGCAAGCUUGGGGAUCGUUUUCACGUCGGCUCGCUUACUGGUACGCGUCAAGUAUAUGAAUCGUUUACUUGCUGAUGACUACUUCAUGCUUUUUGCACUGGUGCUUCUCGUCGCGAACGCUAUCCUGCAUACUCUGCAGACGCCGCAUCUCUACUACCUCGGGCUUCAUCCGACGGGUAGCGACAUUGAGUACCACGUGCUACGAUAUCUGUGUUAUGAGUUCGCCAUGAGUGGGAUAUUUUGGACAAUCUUGUGGAGCGUCAAGGGUUCCUUCCUAGCAUUGUUCUGGAUGGUCUCCGAGGGGCUGCCAGUUUAUCGCUGCGUGUGGUGGGCUGUCGUGGUGUUUUCUUGUCUGGGCUACAUCGGUUGUUGGGUUGUGCUAGUAUACACUUGCCAUCCGCCUUCGAGCUACUUCAAGUAUGGCGAGGGUCAAUGUGGAAAGCCGGUCGAUUUCAACGGGUUUACCAUUGCCAUAUCUUACAGCACAGCCGUGGAUAUACUCACGGAUCUGUUAGCUGUCGUCGUUGGAAGCCUUCCCCCGUUUCGGGCCGUCAUAUCCUCGCCAAAGAGCACGCUUCAGUCCCCAUACGGUUCCUCCGGCGUUCAACCCCAAUCUUACGAUCGUAAUAACUCUGCCCACGGGAAAAGUCCUUUAAUGCAGACAGGAUGGGGUCAUAGCCCCCCUCCAUCUCAUAGCUGCAGGAUAUAUCAUAAUCAAGGUGAUGGAAUGAGAUCGAACGAUAUACAUAUCCUAGAGGAUAAUGUUGCUUUGUCUUUGGAUAGAGUUUAUCCAACCCUGUCGAGGGAACUGCUCGCGAGAAAGAUCAAAGUGGAGCAGGACUUUAGCGUGGUAUCAUCCGUUUGA